CCCCUUUGAUGAGCAAAGUAGGGCACAUUAAGGUGUAUUGCCACCUGAUAGUUAAUAAUAUUAAAUAUUUCUUAACUUAUCACUUUCAGUUCUACAAUUGUCCAGCAAUGUACCAUGAACGUCAAAGACUCCAAUUCUGUGCUUUACAUGUCUUGAACAACUUAUUUCAAGCUGAAGUUUUUUCAAAACCUGAACUUGAUGAUAUUUGCUAUUCCUUGAAUCCAGAUGCCACAAUAAAUCCACACAAAAGCAUGUUUGGAUGGGGAAAUUAUGAUGUGAACGUUUUGACAAUGGCAUUACAACUUAAAGAUUAUCAGUUUAUAUGGUUUGACAAAAGGAAGUAGGUAUAUAAUAUAUAUGGUUGUGCCUGGGUGCUUAUUUUAUAGUUGAGGUACUUUUGUCUUCUAAUGUGUCACUAGUCUACAAUUUAAUUACUUUCUUGUCUUAUUUGCCUUACAGAGAUCUAAAUUUGCUGGAUCUUGCCACUAUUUAUGGCAUUGUUAUAAACAAGUUUUACAAACCAAAAUGCCUCGGGUUAGAAAUUCCAAUAAAGAGACGACACUGGCUGGCAGUUCGCAAAAUAGACGAGAACUUCUAUAACUUGGAUUCAAAACUUGAUGUUCCAGAAUAUAUUGGAAAUGAUGAACAUUUGAUCAAGUUUUUGAAAUUCGAACUUGCAGUUUCGACAACUGAAUUGUUUAUAGUCGUAUCAAAUUCAGUACCUGAAGAUAGUUGGAUGAAAGUUGAUGCUGGAUAAUGUUUUAGUUUAAAUAAUAUCUUCAGGAAAAACUCCACCAGACAAUUCGAGUAUAUACUGUUAGGGCUGACGGGUGUUAGCCUGCCAGCUACUUCCUUUAAUACUGUGCAUCCAUCUUGCUUUCUUUUGUGAUUUGUGGCUAUAAAGUAUGCCAGAUUUUGGCAAACAUAGCCACGGUUUGUGACCAUAAACUACACCCGAAUCCUUAUAGCCAUGGUUUCUGGCUAUAAAGCAUGUCUGUUUUUGGCAUACCUUAUUUUGAGGGCAGCUGCCUUUCUCACCACAGCCGAAAGCCCUGAUGCUUGUUACAAAUGCAGACAUUCCAACUACUCGAGGUAAAAUUUAGGAGACUGUUCAGUAAAUUGAAAUCUUGUUCUUCUGUGAAAAAAUUUUAAAAAUUAAGUCUUCUGAAAUGGCAUUUCCUGCAUUUUGGGAAGAUGUUGUUAUAAGUGAUCCUAUAAAUUGCCAUAAAGUAACUUCAUAAAAAGGUCAAAACAGACUAUUAUGUUGCUAAAAACAGUAUGUUUAUGAUUUUUUUACGAUAUUUCCUGAAUAUUCUGAAAAAUCGGGAGAAUUUGAUAAAAAUCAGGAGACCAGGAGAUUGUAUGAAUUUUCGGGAGACUCCCGGUAAAAUCGGGAGAGUUGGAAUGUCUGCAAAUGUUGAAGCUUCAUGUGAGAAUAGAGAAACAACUCAACAAGUUACAUACAGAGUUAAAUACUUAUAUCAUUUUAUUUAACAUUGAGAGUAUUGACAAAAACCUUUUGCAAAGAACACAUCACAGGUUUUACUGCUCAUAAUAAUGUGGACGACAAAUAUUGUCAGUUGGCUAUAUCAUCAGAUGUUAAGCCUGAAUAUAAGAGGCCAGAUACUGUCCAACAAGAAAGAGGCAAAUGUCCAGCAAAAUGCUUUUCUUGCCAGACAGUAUAAUUAUAAGUGACAGUUACUAUAUUAUAUCAUGAUAUUUGUGAUGUCUGGCACUAAGUUGACUUGGUUCAAGUCUGUCUCAGGAGAAAAGUAGGGAGAGACGGACUUGGGACAUUUGCAGCAUUUUGAAUGUACUUGCAAAAAUUGGCGUUGUCAACUUGCAAGCCACGCCUCCAUAGGAGGCGUGCAUGCAAAUGUCCCAAGUCCAUCUCUGCCUACUUUUCUCUCAUAUUUUUGCGCCUUUUUUCACCGCUCACGUGCAUCGCUGUUUUCAACCCCUUGAAAGAUGGACUCGAACCAAGUCUAGCAUUAAGUGAGAAGUGUUGGGCACCACCCAAUGCAUCCAUUGAUUCUAGUAGAUCAUAAAUUGGCCAGGUAAUUUACUGUGUGUAAACAGCAUGAAUUUAAGUUAAAUAUACAGUCUUAAAAUGUUUAUUAGUUUGAUGUAAAACCAGUAGUAAUCUUUGCAGACUUCUGUGUUAUCUAAAUUCAAAGAUAGAUUGACUGUGGUCGGGGACAUGGUGUAGAUUUAACGUCUGGAACCUGCAAGAAAAAGUAUAGAAUACAGUAUUUAGACAGGAUCAUUAUAUGGUCUGUACAGUCUUUAUAAUUUGCCGCAGCAAUUGCCGAAGCAUAUUGAGAAUGUUCUUAUCUGGCUCAGCCAAAAAUCCUCAAUUUUGUCAAGGCAAAAAUACGAUAAUCACAAGCAUUGCUACUUAGUGGGUUAAAUUACCUCUCUUUCAUACAGAAUGUUACAGUAAGAAAAUGUUACAAACGUGUCAUCUUACCAUUCUGACGUUUUGUGAUAAUAGUAGCCUUCCAUAGUGGCUGUAGAUUUUUGAAAGCAUAUAUAAUAAAAUCCAGCAAACGAUGCUCCAUUUAUGUCUUUUAUCGUGUGAUCUGGAACUAAAAAGUGUUCCUA
Paramuricea clavata is the source of this 2604-nucleotide messenger RNA. Lineage: Eukaryota; Metazoa; Cnidaria; Anthozoa; Malacalcyonacea; Plexauridae. The record is from the annotation of a GenBank genome assembly.